Molecule: messenger RNA, 495 nt
Organism: Rotaria sp. Silwood2
Lineage: Eukaryota; Metazoa; Rotifera; Eurotatoria; Philodinida; Philodinidae
Source: the annotation of a GenBank genome assembly
AUGAAUGUUGAUGCCAAUGAAGAUAAAGAUUCAUUAACGAUUGAAAAUAUUAUUUUUGCAGGUUCAGGUCAUAAAGUCUGUAUUAUUUGUCGAUCUAAAGUACAUGCUGAUUCAGUUGUUAUGCCAAAAGCAGCAAGUUUGAAUCUUUUAGUGCUGAAACGAAUGUAUGCUCCUCAUGGAGUUCGAAUAUGUACAGACCAUUUAUGGAACGAUCGAUUAUUACCAGACACAAGAGUAAACAUGGAAAAUCGACAAACACGAAUAGCGAAAUUGGAACCAUCUAUUAUUUUGCAAUUAUUUAAUGAUCUUUUAGGUUUAUUACAAGAAGCAUCUUCAGCAGCACAAUUAGAUUUCAUGGAUCCUUGUUUAACGAAUGAAGAUUAUUUGUCGUGGGCUGGAUGGAAUCAAAAAGAAUUCGAAGAUAUCCCAUUUCAAAAUGACACGCUACCGACACAUGUGUCGACACAAAAUUUCGUUAUUCUAAGACUUGAGUAA